This is a messenger RNA of Ogataea parapolymorpha DL-1, 819 nucleotides long. RefSeq lists its product as uncharacterized. Bases 1 to 819 code for a protein of 272 amino acids. The record is from RefSeq and is a predicted model, not a curated record. The transcript has a single exon. Lineage: Eukaryota; Fungi; Ascomycota; Pichiomycetes; Pichiales; Pichiaceae.
AUGACGGAGCAGUUUGUCGACAAGAACGAGACGGGACCCGCAAGCACACAGAAUCUGCUGGCACAUCUUUCAAAUGAUGUGGAGUUGUAUCACAAACGUGUGCAACAGAAAAGACAAAUGAAAGAGCAGCUGGACAAAGGCGAAAAAAAGCCGAAGGUGGACGCGUCGGAGCCGGAGAAUGCCAUCAAAGAUGAACAUAUGCCGCAGGCGGAAACAGACGACAUACGCAAGGAGCAAGAAGGUCAGGAGGCAUCGAAGAUCGAUUUGAGCGCUUCGACCUUCAUCUCGCCGGGUUUCCCCGUGGUAAACGACUCGCAGACGCGAUCACGUGCCUGGACCAAGGCCGAAGACGAAGCUAUUGUAUACUACAAGGAGGAGAUGAAGUACUCGUGGAAAGAGAUUGAAAAAAUGUUAAACGGCAGACAUUCGUGGCAGGCGAUCCAGAUGCGGUACCUACGCAAUCACAAGUCGCGUAACGACUCCUGGUCGCGGUUUAUGGAGCUACGGCUUGUGAACGCGAUACGAAAGGACUGGGAAAAUAGAUGGAAGCGGAUUAGCAAGGACCUUGGGAACGAUCUAACGGUAGAGCGUUGCGUAAUGAAAAACAUAGAGCUGUGCAAAAAGAUGGACGACCCGAUUUUUGGCAAAAUGUUCUCGAACAAAGAGAUCACGCAAGGGUACGACAACCCGAACAACGAUAUCAAAGACGAGGAGAGCCAUCGGAAGUUGAUGCUGGUGUACAUGGGACUCGAUUCAAUUAGCUACGAGUCCGAUGAGGGAGAGCAGCCGGAGGGGGCGACUGAUGAGGGUGCAGAAUGA